UUUGGUUAAUCAUAGAGAACCAACAUCUUUAUAGACUUUAAAAAGUCUUUUCUUUUGGUCUUAAAAAAAUGUGAUCUUGAUUAACAAGAACACACUCCUCUAUACUCUUCAUCCUUAAUCUUUCCCAUACAUAGACACAGCUACAAAAAAGCCAAAACAGAGUGCUCAGAUACACCUAUAUAGCAAAGAAAACAAGCUCUCCACUGUGUGUCUGUGUGAGAAAAAAUGGGAUUUACAACAUUGGGGUUCUUCUUCAUUUUAUUUCCAGAUGAUGAUUCCACCAUUAUCACCAAAACCAAGCAAAAAUCCAAUCUUUCUUCAUUUAAAUCCAUUAACACUUUACUCAAACCUUCAAAUUCCACUCAUCUUUUUCCUAAGGCACAAUUUAUAAUUUCCAUUUGUGUUCUUUUAAUCUUCAUUACACUUCUCCUCUUCACAAUAUCCACUUUUGAACCAUCAAACAUACAACUUUCUACUAAUUCAGUACCACACAAAUCAAAAUCAUCAUCAUUUCAACAACAUGCAUUGCAAAAAAUGGGAUUUUUAUACAGAAAAGGUACAAAAUCUAUGAAUGAUUUAAUUAUAGCUCAUGUAAGUGAAUCUGUCACGUUACAAGAACUCAAAUUGUUUACAAGACUCAUUUUAAGGUCCAAAAUCACUUCAAAAUCUGAUCUUUUAUUCAUAUUUCCAUCAAAGUCCAUUCCUUUUGACAACACCAUUAUUCAAGAAAACAACUCAUUCUUGAAAAUCCUUAGUAAAUACAAAAAAAACAACUCAACAUCCAUUUUUGACCCGACCCAUUUCUUGACCCGGCCCAAAAAUGCUAAUGAAAGUGAAGAACCAAUAUGGGGUCGAAAAAAAAUGAGCAAUUUCAGUGAAGAAAAUGAUAAUACUGAGUCAACUCGGUUGAGUUAUGGCUCGGUUAUCGGGUUUUAUGCUGAUGAACUUGACCCGGAAAAUUCAUUAAACGGGUUUAUGGAUCAUGUUCCAAUGAAUUUAAGAAGAUGGGCUUGUUAUACAAUGUUAUUGGGUCGGGUCAGAAGGAAUUUUAAGCAUGUAAUAUUAGUUGAUGUGAAGGAAAUAUUGUUACUAGGUGACCCACUGAGUCGAGUCAAGAAUCUGAGUCAAGACUCGGUUGUUAUAUCAACAGUAACUCAGUCGAACCAUCGUAGAAAAAACGUCGAAAAAAAUCAUAGUAAAAAACAAGCAAAUCCAGCGAUUAUUAUGGGGGGAUUAAGAGGGGUACGAAGAUUAUCGAAUGCAAUGUUGAUCGAAAUCGUUAGAGAAUCGAUGCAACGUAAGAAGAAGAACUCGGUUACUGAGUCGGUUUUGUUGAGUCAACUCGUUGGAAAUGAGUUUAUAUUGAAGAAUGUUGAGUUAAUUUCGGGCGAGUCAAUUGUUGAACUGAGUUCACUCACUGAGUUGGAUAAAAAAUCAGGUUCUUUAGUAAUGUCAUUAUUGAAAUAUUCAAUGGUUAGACGUGGAAAUAGUAAUGUGGAUAUUAGUUCUGUUUUUAAGAAGUAUUUGUGUUCAUUUCCUUUGGAAUCUACAGCUUAUAGUGAUUGUUAGUAGCUAAAUCAAGUAGGAAAAAAGGGUAAAUUAUAGGAUUAUGUUUAAUUUUCUGUUUAGGCAUUUUAUAGUAGUACUUUGUAGUAUUUGUUCAAAACAGAGUUUGUACAAUUGUGUCAUGUAAUUUUCAUGUUGAUGAGAUGAUUAUUCCAUCAUGAUUUUUAUGUAGCAAAGUAAUAUAUGAAAGAAUUGUUAGACAAA
This is a messenger RNA of Lycium ferocissimum, 1770 nucleotides long. RefSeq lists its product as uncharacterized. The coding region runs from base 226 to 1569 and encodes 447 amino acids. Lineage: Eukaryota; Viridiplantae; Streptophyta; Magnoliopsida; Solanales; Solanaceae. The transcript has a single exon. The record is from RefSeq and is a predicted model, not a curated record.